AUGUGUGAAGAAAUAGUUCUGAAAGUAUACAUGCAUUGUAAUGGUUGCAAGGACAAAGUAUACAAAUGCUUGAGAUGUUUAGAAGGCGUUGAAGAGGUUGUGGUUGAUAGUGAGAACCAUAUAGUAAUAGUAAGAGGCAAAAGGGCUAACCCAAUUCAGGUUUUGGAAAGACUUAGAAAGAAAUACAGUCGAAAUGCUGAGCUCAUCUCUCCAAUACCAGAACCUGAGAACAAUGAAAACAAUGAAGAUGAAGCUUUAGAAGAUGAGCCCCAAUUAAAGGUGAUGGUGCUAAAAAUGAAUAUGCAUUGUCAAGGCUGUGCGGAUGAUAUUAAGAGAGAUUUGGAGAGGAUGAGAGGAGUUUUGACAGCGGAUCCAGAUAUGGAGAACUCAUUGGUGACAGUGAGGGGAAUUGUUGAUGAAUCAAAACUGGUAAAUUACAUAAAGAAAAGACUAGGAAAAAAUGCUGAGAUCUUGAAGCAAGAAACUGAAGAAGAAGAACAACAACAACAAGAACAACAACAACAAGAAGUCUAUUGUUGCAAGAUAAGUCUAAUGAGGUCAAGCAAUAACUGCUCACAACAUUGUCCUCCCCACUCCUCUGCUCAGUGCCUUUGCAUCAGUAACAUGUUUAGUGAUGAAAACCCUCUCUCAUGUUCCAUAAUGUGA
Messenger RNA from Humulus lupulus (European hop), 666 nucleotides. Its product is annotated as heavy metal-associated isoprenylated plant protein 8-like. The record is from RefSeq and is a predicted model, not a curated record. Gene Ontology annotation, molecular function: metal ion binding. NCBI's taxonomy places the organism in Eukaryota, Viridiplantae, Streptophyta, Magnoliopsida, Rosales, Cannabaceae. Bases 1 to 666 code for a protein of 221 amino acids. The transcript is spliced from 4 exons.